Callorhinchus milii (elephant shark) is the source of this 907-nucleotide messenger RNA. It is a transcript of the gene cryabb, whose product is annotated as crystallin, alpha B, b. The transcript has 3 exons. The record is from RefSeq and is a predicted model, not a curated record. Lineage: Eukaryota; Metazoa; Chordata; Chondrichthyes; Chimaeriformes; Callorhinchidae. The coding region runs from base 144 to 677 and encodes 177 amino acids. Gene Ontology annotation, molecular function: protein folding chaperone; structural constituent of eye lens. Gene Ontology annotation, biological process: protein refolding; response to heat.
GUUUUCCAGAAAGUUCAAUGAGUGGGUGUCGCUCAUGUGUGUGUGUGUGUAUAUAAAGAAGUUGGACACCAGCUGACCAUCAUAAACAGCUCUCGGUUGAAGUCAUUUGCCACAAUUCCCAAAGACGUCAACAAGAAGUGGAGAUGGACAUCACAGUCCAGAGCCCAUGGUUUCGUCGGCCCAUUUUCUCCAGCUCCCCUUUCCCCACACGUGUCUUCGAUCAGCAUUUUGGGGAACAUGUAGAUUCCGAGCUCUUUCCCGGCUUCUCCGCCCUCAUCAACCCCUUCUACUGGAGAUUCCCAACUCCCUUCUUCCGCCUGGCGAACUGGUUGGACUCAGGACUUUCCGAGCUAAGACUCGACAAGGAUAAAUUUAGCAUUCAUCUUGACGUGAAACAAUUCACACCAGAAGAUCUCCGAGUCAAGGUUCUGGGGGAUUUCAUUGAAGUUCAAGCCCAGCAUGAAGAACGGCAGGAUGAACACGGUUACGUUUCGAGAGAGUUCCACCGAAGGUACAAGGUGCCCGCUGGGGUCGACCCCGCUCUCAUCACCUCCUCCCUGUCUGCUGAUGGAGUGCUCACAGUCACCGGCCCCCGCAACAUGUCUGACGUCCCGGAACGAGCGGUUCCCAUCAGCCGUGAGGAAAAGCCAGCCCUAUCCGGGCCUCAGAAGAAGUAGACGUCUAUCUGCCCCUCUCGCUCCCAACCUCGCCCCAAGCCAUUUCGAGUUAUUUUUUUUCUCUCUCUUUUUCGGGCCUUUUGCUUUUGAUGUGUAACUUUUUUUUUGUAACCGAUCUGUUAUAAUCCAACAUUCCUCGCAUUCUGUUAGGCCGCAAAUAAGUAUUAACCAUGACUGCCAUAGCAGGACUUUCAUUUCAAUAAAGUCCAGAUAUUUGGGGGAAAAGAAAA